CAACAACAGUUUUGCCACGUUCCCAAUUAUGAGAAAAUGGUAGCUUGGAGGGAGUAAAUACAAUCUUCCCACUGCUGUGACUUGACGGUAGGAGAAUACAUAGAGAGCACGUAAAAAGUUUCUCCAACAUCCAAAGACAGAGAUGACAAAAAUUAAGCAAGUUGAAAGGACUGCGAAUAUAGCAUGGAGCCCAGCAAAGCAACAUCCAAUUUAUUUGGCUGCUGGUACUGCUGCUCAACAGUUAGAUGCUACUUUCAGCACUACUGCUGCCUUGGAAAUUUUUCAUGUGGAUUUUGCCAACAGUGAUCUGGAGAUGUCAGUUGCUGGCUCUCUCCAAUGUAGCCAAAGGCUUCACAAAGUUAUCUGGGGCAGCCAUGGGAUUCAAUCAAAUGAGCAUGAAUCUGGAAUAAUUAUUGGUGGCACUGACAAUGGACAUAUAUAUGUUUAUGAUGCAGCAAAGAUAAUUGCUGGGGAAGACGAUAAUGCCCUUAUUUAUCAGUUGGAUAAGCACACAGGUCCUGUCCAAGCAUUAGAUCUAAACAAUUUUCAAGAGAACUUGCUGGCUUCAGGUGCUAAUGACUCUGAAAUAUACAUUUGGGAUUUGAAGAAACCAGAAAGCCCUCUUACACCAGGGGCGAAGAGCACACCUUUAGAUAACAUUAGCUGCGUACACUGGAACAAACAGGUGCAGCACAUAAUGGCAUCAUCGUCUCCAUCUGGACGAGUGGUAGUAUGGGAUUUGAGGAAAAGCGAGCCAAUUAUUAAGGUUGGGGAUACUUCAGCCAUGUUGCAUUGUAAAUCGAUGGCUUGGCAUCCAGAAGUUGCAACUCAAAUGGUCAUUGGAAAUGAGGAUGAUAGGUAUCCUGUUAUACAGCUUUGGGAUUUAAGGUUUGCUACUUCACCAAUGAAAGUCAUGGAAGGGCAUCAAAGAGGUAUCCUUUCACUAGAUUGGUGUCCACAAGACCCAGACCUCUUGAUGAGCUGUGCAAAGGACAACCGUAUCCUUUGUUGGAACCCAAACACCAGUGCACAAAACGGAGAGAUAAUAUAUGAAUUACCAACGACAUCACAGUGGUGUUUUGAAGUCAGUUGGUGUCCAAGAAAUCCAGGUGUGAUCUCAACUGCAUCGUUUGAUGGUCAUGUUACCGUCAGUUCUGUUAUGGGAAGCGGCGCAGCCUCAUCAAACGUUCCAGACAAGGUUGCUAGCUCAUUUGGUGGGGAUGCAUUUGCAGGCCAAGCUCAAGUAGCAAGUCAACAACCAGCUGCUGAACCUUUAAAGAAGCCACCGAGGUGGAUGAGAAGGCCCUGCGGUGCAAAUUUUGCCUUUGGUGGAAAACUUGUCUCUUUCGGCAACUUCCCAGAUUCCCCUGCAAAACAGAUAAACAUCAGUCAAGUUGUCACAGAAGGUGAUUUUUUAAAACGCUCUGGCGAUCUUGAAAGUGCGCUUCUCUCCGAAAAUCUUGUUGAGUUCUGCGAUAAAAAGGUCGUAGAUUGCGAGGGCGAAACAGAACGGACUUUAUGGAGCUUUUUGAAGGUAAACUUUGACAAAGAACCAAGACUUCGGUUUUUGGAUCUGCUCGGAUAUCAUCCUCAAGAACUCUCAAACAAGAUUUCAAGCUUGUCAUUGAGUGGAAAAAGUCUUUCUUCGUCAUCUGGGUUGGCAGGCGUUGAUGCCGACGAAUUGGCCAGCAAAAUGCAGCUGUUGAAUGCAGGGGAUACAGGUCAAGUCAAAAGUGAAGGAGGCUUGCUCAGUAGUGGGACUAUAUCUCCGGCUCCAGGAUCAAAAACACCGGCCUCUGACACUGAAGGAGCUUCCGCAUUCGAUUUGAUUGGAAACACCAGUAUAGACACGUCAUUUAGUCACAGUACUUCAAUGAUCGAUGACCCAGGUCGUCCAGUGUCACCGCUCAUCAUAGCUGUGGAUGAAGAUACAGACGGGCUGGUUAGCCAAGCCUUGCUAGUAGGAAACUUCGAAGGAGCUGUCGACCUUUGCUUCAAAGCGGAUAGGAUGGCAGAAGCGCUGAUACUGGCCGUGGCAGGGGGGCCAGAGCUGUUUGCAAGAACCCAGAAGAGGUACCUAGACCAAGCAAGGAGCUCAAUUUCAAAGCUGAUAACUUGCGUGGUUGGUCGCGACUGGCGAUCAGUAGUUGAGACGUGUGCAAUUGAGAACUGGAAAGAGGCUCUCGCUACUUUGGUGACCUAUGGCCGCGCACAGGAAUUCUUUGAGCUUUGUGAUCUUCUUGGUCAAAGAUUGGAAGUCGAGGCUCAAAAUUACACUUCAGCUAUGAUCUGCUACAUUUGUUCUGGAAACAUCGAAAGGCUUGUUUCGUGUUGGUCCAAAACAGUGCCAAGGGAACCAGCUCCAUUAAUGUUGCAGGAUCUGAUUGAAAAAGUCAUGGUCCUCAAGAAGGCUGUAGAACGAGAAAAGAAGCAAAAUGCCGCUGUUCCAAACACAUUAUUAGCCGAGCAAUUAAGCAAAUACGGCAAUAUCCUGGCAUCUCAAGGGAGCUACGAAACAGCAAUGGUCUACUUGUCAACAAUCAGUGACCAGGGUGUAGCCAUGCUGAAAGACAGGUUGCUGCAGGCUCAAGGACAGAGGGUCAGCGAUUCCCAGCUGCCAUUUGAAAAAGUAAACGUGAGAACCACUCCUGCACCGAAACCACAGCAACCCCAGCAGAAACAGACUGCAUCGUAUGGACAGCCAGCUGGAAUUCCGAUACAGGCAAAUGUUUCCAGUUACCAAACCAAUGUUUCUCCGGUCGGACAGUACCCAGGGAUAUCACAGCCACCGUUUCAGAACCAGUAUGGAUACCACCAAGCACUGACGCCAGCUGUCAGCCAGUAUCAAGCGGAUCCGGGGUACGGAAUGCCGCCCCCAGCCCAAACUGGCCCACUUCCUACAUAUGAUCCGAGCGGCUCACAGUCAUUCAUGUCUAUGAAAGCAAUGAAGCAGGAAACGCACCCUCCAGCCUCGCAACCGCAACCGCAGCCGCCAAUGAACAUCUUCAACCCUGCAGCUGUGCAGCCAAGCCACAAUCAGCCAUCACCAGGACCUCAAACGCCGCCAGGUACUUUUGUUCCUGGCCAAACAAUUGUCAAUGAGCAAAAACCUCAUAUGCCCGAGCCAGAGCCGGAAAAGCAAGAAAUACCAAGGGCGCCAAUUCCUGCAGAACAUAUGGUGUUGCAGCAAACCUUUAAUGCCUUGCUAGAUCGCUGCAGAUCAGCUGCCAAUAAUCCUCAAACCAAACGAAAAUUAGAAGAAGUCAACAGAAGGGUGGAGUCACUUUACGAUAUGCUCCGAAGCAGCAAGCUUUCACAGAACGUGCUUGGCGGACUUCAUCAGAUUUCUCAAGCUUGCGAGCAGAUGAAUUAUCAGCAGGGAAUUCAAAUACACACUGAAAUGGUGGUUAGAGGAAACUUUUCAGAGAUUGGCAGUUUUAUGCCUGGAUUAAAGACCCUUAUGCAAAUUGCCACCCAAUUAAGAGUAUAAAAUAAUUCAUUUAAGAUUUAGGGCUUAUUGCAAGCAUGUCCCAGUGACAAACAGGUUCCAUUUGAGAAUUUCAUUUCCUUCUUCGUUGACGGCACUUUCUAAACCGUGCCUCGCUUUGGAAUAUUAAUCCCCUCCUAUGGCAACACUGUUAUUCUGUUGCACAAAAUGAAUACAAUUGACUAGCCCCAUUUCUUCUCUGGCAGUUGUUUACAGGGUAUGAUAUCUUGUAACUCUUGAUAACGUAAAAUGUUCACUCGAAUUAAGUUUUCACCUUUUCGAUGUUAAUGAAUUUUAACGGCGUAUAAAUCAAUUAGAUAUUUGGAUUUAUUUCUCAUUGAAAUUUGAAUCAUGAAACAAA
Messenger RNA from Rhopilema esculentum, 3848 nucleotides. Its product is annotated as protein transport protein Sec31A. Gene Ontology annotation, biological process: COPII-coated vesicle cargo loading; endoplasmic reticulum to Golgi vesicle-mediated transport; endoplasmic reticulum organization. Gene Ontology annotation, molecular function: protein binding; structural molecule activity. The record is from RefSeq and is a predicted model, not a curated record. NCBI's taxonomy places the organism in Eukaryota, Metazoa, Cnidaria, Scyphozoa, Rhizostomeae, Rhizostomatidae. Gene Ontology annotation, cellular component: COPII vesicle coat; endoplasmic reticulum exit site.